This is a messenger RNA of Adineta ricciae, 312 nucleotides long. The record is from the annotation of a GenBank genome assembly. NCBI's taxonomy places the organism in Eukaryota, Metazoa, Rotifera, Eurotatoria, Adinetida, Adinetidae.
AUGGACGAACUAUUCAAUCAAAAGAUAAAAGAUUCAAAGGAAUACUUCGAACUAUCGCUACAUUUGAAAACAGUCAUGAGUGUCUUUGAUCAAGUAAAAGAAAUAGUUGUUGCAAAAAUCGGCGCAUCACCUGAUACGGUUGAGGCGGACACACGUUUAAAUGAAGAUCUUGGUCUCGACGAUCUCGAUACCGUGGAACUUAUUUUCGCCAUUGAACAAAAUUUUCAAAUCGAAAUUACUGAUGAAGAAACUCAAAAAUUCCGCACUGUUGGAGACAUUGUCGACUGUGUUGUGGCGAAAGCUAAGAAAUGA